Molecule: messenger RNA, 2186 nt
Organism: Rhododendron vialii
Lineage: Eukaryota; Viridiplantae; Streptophyta; Magnoliopsida; Ericales; Ericaceae
Product: rust resistance kinase Lr10-like
Exons: 3
Coding region: 1-1905 (634 amino acids)
Biological process (GO): protein phosphorylation
Molecular function (GO): ATP binding; protein kinase activity; polysaccharide binding
Source: RefSeq, a predicted model, not a curated record
AUGUUGAUCUUCCUCGUGCUCUCAUUCUUCUUGUUGUCGCCUACAGGGGGUGGAGCUGGAGCACAUGAUCGCGAUCACGAUGAUGAGUGCAGGCCCAGGAGGUGUGGAGACAAGGGCCCCGAAAUCCGGUUCCCGUUCUGGCUAAAGGAUAAUCAAUCGGUUCGUUGUGGCUAUGGGCCUGGCUUUGCUCUAACCUGCUCUCCUACCAACAACAGCGAAACCCUGGUUGAUAGCCCAUUCUUUUUCAAGGCAGUGGUCAAAGACAUCGAUUACCGCCACGAGGAGUUAACAUACCAGUUCUCCAGUUGUUUUCCGCAUCAAAACCUAAGCUUAAUAUUCAACACCUCUCCCUUCCUAUAUUUCUCGGGGAACAGUAUUACUCUCUGUGAACACUACAUAUUCAGUUGUCCCUCACCACUCCCUGAGCCCUCCUACUUCUUAGAUCCAUAUUAUUAUUAUAACAAAUAUGCAUCACUCCCAUGCCCUAGCCGUCUAGGUCACCAUCUGUACUUGAUGAAUUCAGAUUCUAUCAGGCAAAACCUUUUGAAUUGCACAAAGAUGCAUACCAUUCCAUCAGUUCCAUGUAUAUACAUAGAAUUCCUUCGGUAUGCUGGCAACUUGGCCAGCUGGUCGUGGAACGGACCAGUAGAUUGUUGGAAAUGCGAAAAAAAAGGCAAGUAUUGCAGACGGAGUAGUAGCAACAACAGCAAGAAGUAUGAAACCGAAUGCUUUAACCCUAAGCCACCAACAACAAGAGGUGAAGCGAAAGCCCCACUUGUUACAGGACUGAUCCCACUUGGCAUUUUUCUUCUUGUUGUACUUGCCAUAGCUACAUAUUUUACCCAUAGAUCCAUCAUUUUAAAGAAAGAGGAUCAAGUAAAGGUUGAAAGAUUUUUAGAGAAUUACAGAGCUCUCAAGCCUACAAGGUACACAUAUGCUGAGAUAAAGAAAAUCACUCAAAAUUUUAAGGAAAUCCUCGGCCAAGGAGGUUUUGGAACAGUUUACAAGGGAGAGCUUUCCAAUGAUGUUCCUAUCGCAGCCAAGAUCCUCAACAACUUCACUGGUAAUGGAGAUGACUUCAUCAACGAAGUGGGAACAAUAGGUACGAUCCACCACGUCAAUGUGGUUCGCUUGGUCGGAUAUUGUGCUGAUGGGUAUAAAAAAGCUCUUGUUUACAAGUAUUUGCCGAAUGAUUCUCUAGAGAAGUUCAUAUCAACGGAUCAUAAAAAAGCUUCACUUGGUUGGGAGAAGCUCCAAGAUAUUGGUAUAGGCAUAGCCAAAGGAAUUGAAUAUCUUCAUCAAGGGUGUGAUCAAAGAAUCCUUCAUUUCGAUAUUAAGCCUCAUAACAUCUUGUUAGACAAAAAUUUCAUUCCAAAAAUCUCUGAUUUUGGGCUAGCCAAGUUGUGCUCGAAAGAACAAAGCGUUGUAUCCAUGACAGCUGCUAGGGGAACCGUGGGUUAUAUUGCACCGGAGGUGUUCUCUAGGAACUUCGGCAAUGUGUCACACAAGUCAGAUGUCUAUAGUUUUGGAAUGUUGUUGCUUGAAAUGGUUGGAGGGAGGAAGAAGAACAUUGAUGUUUGUGCAGAAGAAAAUAGCGAUGAAGUUUACUUUCCUGAAUGGAUUUAUAAUCGUUUAAAUCGCGAAGAAGUAAAUAACAAUGAAGUUGAGGAAGGAGGAGAUGCCAAGAUUGUUAAGAAGCUAACAGUUGUAGGACUUUGGUGCAUCCAGUGGUACCCAGGAGACCGGCCCUCAAUGAAAGCUGUGGUUCAAAUGCUUGAGGGAGAUGGAGAUACUUUGGGCAUGCCCCCGAAUCCCUUUUCUACCACCAAUGGGUCAAUUACAAGGGGAAACAUGGGCGGAAGGCAUUUUAGCAGUAUCUUAGAGAUAAUUUCUGAAUCCGAUUGAGAGAAGUACUGUUGCAUAAUUGGACAGAGUUUUUGGGGGAGUCAAAUGCGCUAUCUUUUGUUUGUGAGUAUCGUGUAGAAGUUUAAUUUGGACUCAUCUAUUGUUGUGCCCUUAUUCCAAUACUAUUUACUACCGAUAGAUCGAGUAAACUCGAAAUUCUGUGAGAGUCCAGUAAUUCGAUGGUGUAUGCAUAGUUUUGCUUUGUUGGUUAUUUAGGAAACUGCAAUUUAAUACUCUAGGACUUUGAGAGUCAAGUAAUUCAAAUGGUGUAUAUAUGUAUA